Molecule: messenger RNA, 601 nt
Organism: Eurytemora carolleeae
Lineage: Eukaryota; Metazoa; Arthropoda; Copepoda; Calanoida; Temoridae
Product: activating signal cointegrator 1 complex subunit 1-like
Exons: 6
Coding region: 29-541 (170 amino acids)
Biological process (GO): regulation of DNA-templated transcription; DNA alkylation repair
Cellular component (GO): nucleus
Source: RefSeq, a predicted model, not a curated record
CGCACUUCUGCAUUUAACAAUUGGAACUAUGGCCUUAUUUGAUGAACGUGAACGCUGUCUAGCCAGAGAUAUUUUACAGGAUUGUAAGGAAACCCUGAUUCUCCCGCUACAAGGGGAAACCCCGUUCCAGGUUGAGAUCAGUGGGUUGGAGAUCAUGAAUGAUGAUCCUAGCGAGGUUGAUGUACUUUAUGCCAAGGUUGGUCAAGCUGAUCAGCUCCAGGAUGUAGCAGAGAAAAUUAUUGAUAGGUUUGUUGAGUCUGGUCUGAUGAAGAGAGAAUAUGAGAGGAUAAAGUUUCAUGUUACUUUAAUGAAUACACUCUUCAGGAAGGACAAAAACGAUGUUGGUGAUGUCAAUGAACCUGCUGGAAAAUCGGCGAGAGAAACUUUUGACAGUCGGCAGAUCCUGGAGUUGUACGGAAAUACAAGUUUUGGUUCCGUUGAAAUCUCUGAGAUACAUUUGAGCCAGAGGCGCGCUGGACGAAGAACUCCUGAAGGAUAUUAUCUUCCCACUGCAAUCCUUAAUAUUGUUUCAUGUGGAUGAUAACCAAAUAUUUUAUCCCUGAAUAAACUCUUGAUGAAAUAAAUGAAUUGUAAAAAAAAA